This is a messenger RNA of Sphaeroforma arctica JP610, 4797 nucleotides long. RefSeq lists its product as hypothetical. Lineage: Eukaryota; Ichthyosporea; Ichthyophonida. The coding region runs from base 1 to 4797 and encodes 1598 amino acids. The transcript has 4 exons. The record is from RefSeq and is a predicted model, not a curated record.
AUGUGGACACUAUUUCGUCACAUGUGGACACUAUUUCAGGCGCAGGCGACCAUAGAUACACAAACAGACACUAUUUCGUCACAUGUGGACACCAUUUCAUCACUGGAUAGUAGUAGGGAAGAUCUGAAAAGGCAGCUGGCAGACGCGGAGACGAGUGCGGAUGAACAAGAGCACACCAUUGCAUCGCUACAAGAGAGCAAUGCCAAUGUAUGUGCGGAGUUGGUCACCGCAAAGGCCACCAUCGCCGAUCAAGAGCGAGCGGCAGAUAACUUGCAGGAUCGCCUGCAGAGCAUGGAGAGCACACAGAGGGAGCUCAGGAAUGUAGAGAGCAACCUGAGGAAUGCCCAGAGUAAGAUGCGGGAAACGGUGAAGGGGCUCCAGGGCGAAGUGUGUGGUUUGCAGCAGACCGUCAACGAGCAACAAGUGAUCGAGAAAACACUCCGAACGGAGCUGGCGGGGUUGCGUGUGAGUGAAGCCGCACUCCAGAAACAGAUCGAAGUUCUAAAAAUAGAACGCCUUCAGUCACGUGUGGAGACAUUGCAGGAGAGUGAGGCGGCGUUGCAGGCUCAGACGGUUGCGGCAGAUGCGCUAGAGAGUUCUUUGCGAGGCGAGAUAGUCGACGGCCAGCUAAAAAUAGAACAGGGGGAGCUAAAAAUAGAACAGCUGCGUGGAGAUUUGGCGGGAGUCACUGAGGAGCUGGCGGCACAGACCCACAGGGCGACGAAUUCCAGUGCACAUGUGGCCGAAACGACUGCACUAACAGAGCAGAAAGUGCGGUACAUCGAGGCCCUGCAAGAGAAGUCGAGUGGUCUGGAGGCUGCGGUGGCCACACUGACGCGAGUGGAGGUGGACAAUAUGGCACGAGUGGGGGUGCUGCAGGAGACCGUGGGCGAGCAAGCACAGGCACUACAGACACUGCGCGAUACGGAGACGCGGCUGACGAGAGAGCUGGCGGAGUCAUGUGACGGUCUCCAAGAGGCGCGCGAGAGGACUGUGGGGCAUGUGGAGAGGAUCGAUGUGUUGGAAGACAGCGAGAAAGGGCUGAAAGCCGAGAUGGCUGCCAUGGAAACGCGCGAGAGUUUGCUCCGGGCGGAGUGUGCCGAAGCGCGGCUGCAGGCGCAGACGUUGGCUGUGGCUGUGGAGGUGUUGGAGACGACAGAGACGGAGCUCAGAGCUCAGCUGUGCGAGUCUCGCGAGUCUGGUGAUACAAUACAGAGGCAAUUGGACGGGCUGAGCGAGAGCGAGCGUGUACUGAGAAGCCAGGUGGACAGUACACAGCAGCAGCUGAGGGACGUUGAAGAGAAGCGUGGGGCGGUGCAGGAUGAACUGGUGAGUACUUGUGCAACGCUGAGCGGGAAAGUAAAGGAGCUGGGAAAUGCUGAGGAGCAUCUAAAGAGUGCCGAGGAGCAGCUAAUGAGUACUCAAGAGCAGUUAGCGAGCACCACGGACCAGUCGACGUGCGUUCAAGAACAGUUGAUGAGUGCUAAUGAAGAUAUGCGAAACACCCAAGAGCUUGUGGAGAGUAUAAAACAAGAGCUAGGGAGUACGAAGGAACAGCUAAUGAGUACUCAAGAGCGCUUAAAGAUCACUGAGAAGAAAUUGACGAGUGCCUGUGAAGAGUUAAUGGGUACCAAGGAGCAGCUGACGAGUACUCAAGAGCAAUUAACAAGCACUCAAGAGCAACGGACGAGUGCUUGUGAGGAGUUGACGAGUACCAAGGAGCAGCUGACGAGUACUCAAGAGCAAUCAACGAGUAUUCAAGAGCAACGGACGAGUGCUUGUGAGGAGUUGGCGAGUACCAAGGAGAAGCUGACGAGUACUCAAGAGCAAUUAACGAGUAUUCAAGAACAAUUAACGAGCACUCAAGAGCGCUUAAAGAUCACUGAGAAGAAAUUGACGAGUGCCUGUGAAGAGUUAAUGGGUACCAAGGAGCAGCUGACGAGUACUCAAGAGCAAUUAACAAGCACUCAAGAGCAACGGACGAGUGCUUGUGAGGAGUUGGCGAGUACCAAGGAGCAGCUGACAAGUACUCAAGAGCAAUUAACGAACACUCAAGAGCAACGGACGAGUGCUUGUGAGGAGUUGGCGAGUACCAAAGAGCAGCUGACGAGUACUCAGGAUCAAUUAACAAGCGCUCAAGAGCAACGGACGAGUGCUUUUGAGGAGUUGUCGAGUACCAAGGAGCAGCUGACGAGUACUCAAGAGCAAUUAACAAGCACUCAAGAACAAUUAAGGAGCACUCAAGAGCAACGGACUAGUGCUUGUGAGGAGUUGGCGAGUAUCCAGGAGCAACUGGCGAGUAAUCAAGAACAAUUAACGAGUACUCAGGAGCAAUUAACGAGUACUCAGGAGCAAUUAACGAGUAUCCAAGAGCUAUUGACGAGUGCUUGUGAGGAUUUGGCGAAUACCAAGGAGCAGCUGACGAGCACGGAAGAUGAGCUUACCACUGCUCGAGAGCAACUCAUGAGCACUCAGCAAGAGCUGGUGAGUAGCCGUAGCAGACUGGUCAACGGCGAGGAUGAUCUGACAAGCACUCAGAAGCAGUUGGUACAUACGCAAGAGCAGCUUAUGUCUAUGCAGGAUGAGCUCACAGACACUCGAGAUGGCCAGAGAAUCGCUCAGAAUGAGCUCGCAAGCACUCGGGAUGAGCUAGAGAGUACUCGCGGGGAGCUGCAGGGCUGUGAGGAACGGCUGGCAGUUCGGGACACACAGCUGACAACCGCUCAUGAGCAACAGAAAGAUACUCUGAAUGAGCUCACGAGCACUCAGAAUGAGCUUAAGAAUACUCAGAAUGAGUUAACGAGUACUCAUACUGAUCUGAUACACAGUGGGGAGCGUCUGGCACUUAGGGACGAGGAGCUGGCCACGACUAAGCAGCAGCUACUAUGCACUCACGAGGAGUUGGCGGGAGUAAAGGAGCAGCUGCAGAGUACUAAGGAGCAAGUGACAGUGGCUCAGGAGCAGCUGGCAGGCACUACUCAAGAGUUUACGAGGACCAGCCAUCAGCUAGAAAGUGCUCUUAAGGAGUUAAAGAGUACAUCUGAGGAGCAGACGAUUACUCAGGAGCAGUUAUCGAGUAUCCAAGAGCAAUUGAAUACAGCCCAGAAGGGGCGCAUAUGUACAGAAGGGCAGCUGGAGAAUACGCAAGAGCAGUUGGGCUGUACUCAAGAGCAAUUAAGGAGUAGCUGUGAAGAGCAAAGGAGUACUCAGGAACAGCUGGAAAGCACACGAACGGAACUGACAACUAUCCGGGGAGAGCUCACCGUCACAGCGAAAGAGUUAAGGAGUGCUCGAGAUGAGCUGUCGAGUACUCAAGAGCAUCUGAGGACCAAUGGCGAGGAGAUGGCGAGUAUUCGGGAGCAGCUGAGAAGUACUCGUGCGGAUGCCUUGAGUACUGAAGACCGACUGAUGUCAUCACAACAGGAGAAAAAGAAGUCUGAAUUAGAGCUAUCGAGCACGAAGGAGCAACUGACGAGUACUCAGUAUGAGCUACAGAGUACUCAGAAUGAGCUGCAGAGUACUCGAGCGAAGCUGGGUACCACAACCAAGCAGCUAUGCAAUAUCCAGGAGGAGCUGACUAGUGCUCGCGAGCAACUGGUAGAGCGAGACACGGCAGUGAGUGAAUUGCGCAUGUGUGUAGAUAAGCUGGAACUAACGGCUGAGCAGAAGGCACAAUCACUGGGCAAGGUGGUCUUUGACUUACAGGCGAACAAGGAGGUGGUAAACACUGAGCUUAUUUCGGCACGUGAGGAAAUAAUCGCACACCAGGCCGCCCUUGCAGUGGCGAAGGAGAAGCUGGCAGCGAGCGAAACGCGCGAGAUUGUAUUGGGCAGUGAGAUUGGUAAAUACGAACAACAACACAAAGCACUCAGCAAUGACAUACAGCAGCUGAAAGAUGAGAUUAGUAAACACGAACAGCAACAGAAAACACUCAGCAGUACUAUAGAGCAGCUGAGAGAUGAGAUCAUCAAACACAAACAGCAACACAAUACCUUUGCCAAGCGAGCGGAGGGUGUGGAGGCAGAGCUGCAGCAGAAACAGGCCAGCGCCACAGCCACACUCGACGACGUAACAGCACAGCUAGCACGGGCGCAAGAGACAUUGCACGCGAGUGAAGCCCAGGCACAGUCGCUGAGGGAAGCCUUAGUAGACCGGGAGCGGGAGUUCAAGGAGAGGCAGGAGGUGUAUGUGAGAGAGAUAACGCACAGAGAGCUAGGGUAUGAAGUGAUGGUGGUGGAGGGAGAGCGCACACAGGCCGAGAAGAAGCAACUUGAGGCAGAAAUGGGGCAUUUUGAGUCCGAAAUAGGGCGCCUGAGGGCCAGAAUUGAACAGUUGGAGACUGAAAAGGGACUUGCGCAGACACAGUUAUGUGCCGCGCAGGACGACGGUAUGCGUUUAUCGGGUCUGUUGGACACGACGAAUGGAGAGCUGCAAGAGCUGCGGGAGAGGACAGUGGCUCAACAGGAUAUAGCAGCCACACAGGAGCUAGAGACUGAGCGGAAGGCGAGUUUGCUAGGUAGCCCUGAGCAGGUAGUAAUAUGUAGUACUACGCGUGAGGACGGGCCGGGUUGUGGCCUAUGCCCCGCACUCCGGAUACAGAAGGGACAGCUGGCUGCGGAGUUGGAAACGCUACGAAAAGAGAAGGACGACAUCUGCGAACAAGCCGUGGUUCACUACACAGCACUCAAUGGAACCAUACAAGAUCUCAAGGACCGACUGGUCUAUUUUGAGCAGGAGCAUGCCGAUCAGGCAACGGAGAUACGGCGGUUGGAGACAGAGAUUGAGGUAUCUCAAUAG